AUGUCGGGAGAAGAUUCUCAGCAAGUAAACAAUAAUAAUACAAAUAGAAAUGCGACUAAUCAUGGUGAAUCUCUAAUAUCACCAUCAAGUACCAAUGGAACUGAACGAACCGUGCGAUUUUCGGUGGAAAGUGGUGCGGAAGAACGACAGCAUCCUGGUGAAGGAGAGGAUCAGCAUAAUACAACAUUUAAUUUGAAAAGUUGGCGGAAUAUGCACACAAUUGAUCAUCCACCGAUUAUUGAUUUCUACCGUAAUUCCAUAGAUGAAGGUGGUGGUGUAACAUCUCGACCAUCAAUGAAUCAAUUGAUACAUGGUGAGAAUGCUCAGGAUACUGUAAUUGGAAUCGAUGAAUUUAAGAAAGAUGCGGAUGAUAUAAUAAAUGGAGAAAGGGCGACAACAGCAAAACUUAGUAAAUUUGAGCCUCCGGCACCUGUUGUACGAACUAAAUUCGGCUGGAUUCAGGGUGUUUUCGUACGUUGCAUAUUGAAUAUUUUUGGUGUAAUGCUUUAUUUACGUAUUAGUUGGGUUGCCGGACAAGCUGGAAUCAUAUUAGGAUGUGCAGUUGUACUCCUUGCUUCGUUGGUAACAUUUAUCACGGCGCUAUCAACGUGUGCUAUUUGUACAAACGGUGAUGUGAAAGGCGGUGGUGCUUAUUUUUUGAUUAGUCGUUCGUUGGGUCCAGAAUUUGGUGGUUCUAUUGGUUUGAUAUUUUCGGUAGCAAAUGCAGUUGGUGCAGCAAUGUAUGUGGUUGGAUUUGCUGAAACAGUACGAGAUUUGCUGAAAGAAUAUAAUUAUGCAGUUAUUGAUGGUGGAAUGAAUGAUGUACGAAUAAUUGGUCUUGUUUCCUGUUGCGUAUUAAUGGCAAUUGUGUUUAUUGGGACAAGUUUUGAAAGUAAAAUGCAAAUUGGUUUACUUGCUAUUUUAACAUUAUCUAUUAUCGAUUAUUUUAUUGGAACUUUUGUACCAGUUUCGGAGAAUCAAUUAUAUCGUGGUAUUACAGGCUACAGCUUUACUACAAUGACUGAAAAUAUGCUUCCGAAUUUUCAAAGUGGUGAGACAUUUUUUUCCGUAUUUGCUAUAUAUUUUCCAGCUGCAACAGGAAUAAUGGCAGGUGCAAAUAUCAGCGGUGAUUUAGCAGAUCCUCAGCAUGCUAUACCAAAAGGUACAUUAUUAGCAAUAGCGUUAACAACAGCGGUAUAUUUAUUAGUUAUAUUUGCAACCGGAUCAACAUGUGUACGAUAUGCUGAUGGUUAUCAGCAACCAUAUAUCGUUAAUAAUUCCUAUUUCAUUCCCGAUUGUGCGCAUAAUAACACAUGUCCAUACGGUUUAAUGAAUUAUUUUCAGGUAAUGGAAACUGAAAGCUUAUAUGGACCAUUAAUUACAGCUGGUAUUUUUGCUGCAACAUUAAGCUCAGCUUUAGCUAGCCUUGUUAGUGCACCAAAAAUUUUUCAGGCCGUAUGCAAAGAUCGUCUGUUCCCGAAGACGGAUUUCUUUGCACGAGGUUAUGGCAAAAAUGAAGAACCGCAACGAGCCUAUGCACUUGGCUUCAUAAUCGCUUUGGUGAUGAUUCUAAUCGGAGAAUUGAAUGCAAUAGCACCAAUAAUUUCAAACUUUUUCUUGGCUUCCUAUGCACUCAUUAAUUAUUCAUGUUUCGAUGCUUCAUUUGUUGAUUCACCAGGUUUUCGACCUGCUUUUAAAUAUUACAAUAUGUGGGUGUCAUUAACCGGUGCAUUGCUAUGUAUUAGUGUUAUGUUUAUUAUUUCAUGGUCGACUGCAUUGCUCACAUUCUUCUUUUUUGCGGUGUUAUUUUUAUAUAUAUUGUAUCGUAAACCAGAUGUUAAUUGGGGAUCAUCCACACAAGCUCAUACAUACAAGAAAGCACUACAAGCUAUGCAAAAAUUAUCCAAUACCGAAGAGCAUGUGAAAAAUUACCGACCACAGAUAUUGUUAUUGGCCGGUAAUCCGGCAGCGCGACCAUCACUUGUCGAUUUUGCUUAUAAUAUUACAAAAGGAUCGAGUUUGAUGAUAUGUGGUUUUGUUGUACCGUAUGAGCCAUGUGAUCGAGUAUUUGCGCUACUUAGAAAAUUGGAUGUUCAAAUGAAUGAAUGGCUGAAGAAGCGUCACGUAAAAUCAUUUUACGUUUCCGUAGCUAGUCCUAGCUUACGUACUGGUGCUCAAACAUUACUUCAGGUUGCUGGUCUUGGAAAAUUGAAACCUAAUAUUUUGAUCACCGGUUUUAAAAGAAAUUGGGCAGAACGUGGUGCUGAAGGAUUGGGUGAAAUUAACGAUUAUUUUGGAGUUAUUCAGGAUGCUUUCGAAAGUCGAAUGGGAGUAGCAGUGCUAAGAAAUUCUCGAAGUGGGCUUGAUUAUAGUGAACUGAUGAAACGGCAUAAUGUAGGUGAUAUGGCACGACUUAAUUUACCCAAUAUCAUUCGAUCUUCAAUUUCAACAAAAACGGAUAGUGGAGCGAAUAAUCAUGAAGCGCAAGAAAUAAAAUCGACAGAAGAUGAUGUUAACAUCACUGAUAAAAAAGUCAAAGAUGAUUCAGAACAAAAUAUGGAUGCUGAUCAAGAACAAGGUGUUAAUGCAUCGAUGCGAUUGCAUCGGCAAAAAGCCAUUGAUGUAGAAAGUAGCAGAAAAGAUGGUAUAGCGGUCAAUACCGCAAAUUUGGAUACAUUCGCAACAGCAAAUACAAGCGAUGCUUUGAAUGUAGAACAUUUUGAUUCUAUUAAUGAAUCUUUACUUCUUGGCAACAUUCUGCAUCUUGCGGCAACUGGUUCUUAUUUGGCUAAUUGUCCAUUGGAAUGUUUUGAUGAAGAAAAGAAUGAAUGUGAAUUGGAUGGUGGAGCUAUUGUAGAAAAUGCUAAUGAUGAUUUAGAAGAGGAUUGUGAUGAAUAUACGGAUGAAAAUACACGACUAACAAAAGGUAGCAAUGAUGGUGAGCAGCUAUUAACACACGAGCAGAAGCUUCACAAAAAUCGUCAUCAUUAUAUUGCUGUCAUUAAUCAUGAUAAUAAUAUUGACGGUGGUGCUAAUAAUGAUGAUAUUGGUAAUGUUAUUGAUAACGAUAAGGCAGUUGAAAUACCUGAAACACAAAGACGACACUCAUUACAUGAUAGUCUUCGAAGAUCACAUCGUCCAACAGCUGCGCAACGUGAACUUGUUGCAUCAAUUUGUCGUUUUCAUCGUAAAAUUAAAGGUGCAGUAAUUGAUGUAUGGUGGUUAUAUGAUGAUGGUGGCUUAACUCUUCUCAUUCCACAUCUAUUAACACUACCAAAAAGUUACGUGGAGAAUGCACGAUUACGUAUUUUCACGAUUUCCACAUCACCAACAUUGAUGGAACAGGAACAAAGAAGUAUGGCAGCAUUGUUAACAAAAUUCCGGAUCGAUUUUUCUGAUGUUUCCGUAAUACCAGAUAUUGGUAGGAAGCCUACUGCUCAAACGAUUGAAAUAUUUUCCAAACUUAUCAAACCGUUUAUUUGUGAUGAUGACGUUGUUCUACCGGGUAUGAUUGCACGAUCAGAGUUAGAAGCUCAACAAAAUAGGACAAAUCGACAUUUGAGAUGUUCCGAAUUACUCCACGAAUUAUCUUCUAAAUCUGACCUCAUCGUUUUAACAUUGCCGGUACCACGAUUUGGUUUUGUGAGCAGUUGCUUAUAUAUGGCAUGGUUGGAUAUGAUGACACGAGAUCUACCACCAACAUUGAUGAUACGCGGCAAUCAGACAUCUGUUCUCACAUUUUACUCAUAA
Cercopithifilaria johnstoni is the source of this 3750-nucleotide messenger RNA. The record is from the annotation of a GenBank genome assembly. NCBI's taxonomy places the organism in Eukaryota, Metazoa, Nematoda, Chromadorea, Rhabditida, Onchocercidae.